This is a messenger RNA of Pecten maximus, 834 nucleotides long. RefSeq names its product protein IWS1 homolog. The record is from RefSeq and is a predicted model, not a curated record. The transcript has a single exon. Lineage: Eukaryota; Metazoa; Mollusca; Bivalvia; Pectinida; Pectinidae. The coding region runs from base 1 to 834 and encodes 277 amino acids.
AUGACAGACAGUGAAAGGUUUACGAACGGCAGAUCACGGAUGGCGGACAGUGAAAGGUUUACGAACGGCAGAUCACGAAUGGCGGACAGUGAAAGGUUUACGAACGGCAGAUCACGGGUGGCGGACAGUGAAAGGUUUACGAUCGGCAGAUCACGGAUGCCGGACAGUGAAAGGUUUACGAACGGCAGAUCACGGAUGGCGGACAGUGAAAGGUUUACGAACGGCAGAUCACGAAUGGCGGACAGUGAAAGGUUUACGAACGGCAGAUCACGGGUGGCGGACAGUGAAAGGUUUACGAACGGCAGAUCACGAAUGCCGGACAGUGAAAGGUUUACGAACGGCAGAUCACGGAUGGCGGACAGUGAAAGAUUUACGAACGGCAGAUCACGAAUGGCGGACAGUGAAAGGUUUACGAACGGCAGAUCACGGAUGCCGGACAGUGAAAGGUUUACGAACGGCAGAUCACGGGUGGCGGACAGUGAAAGGUUUACGAACGGCAGAUCACGGAUGCCGGACAGUGAAAGGUUUACGAACGGCAGAUCACGAAUGGCGGACAGUGAAAGGUUUACGAUCGGCAGAUCACGGAUGGCGGACAGUGAAAGGUUUACGAACGGCAGAUCACGGAUGGCGGACAGUGAAAGGUUUACGAACGGCAGAUCACGAAUGGCGGACAGUGAAAGGUUUACGAACGGCAGAUCACGCAUAGCGGACAGUGAAAGGUCUACGAACGGCAGAUCACGAAUGGCGGACAGUGAAAGGUUUACGAACGGCAGAUCACGAAUGGCGGACAGUGAAAGGUUUACGAACGGCAGAUCACGCAUGACAGUACAGUGA